AUGUCUGCCGAGGGAACAAACUUCGUGACCGUGAGAUCACUGCUGCCAACAUCACCGCUCCCCCCAAACAGUGAGCGGGCCACAGUGACAACGCAUCGCCUGAUCAUCCGGGCUCUUCAAGCAACAGACCUGGAAGCAUUAUACGCGUUGCGAAGGCAAGAGGAUGUCAUGCAAUGGACAGCGGCCGGUCGUAUUGACCGAUAUAUCGAGGAAACUCGAUCAAAGUUGAAUCUCUUCUUGCCGCCAAAUGACGCGGCCUCCUUCAAUUGCGCUAUCUGUUUAAAAGAAACGGGCGAAUUCAUCGGUGUCGGAGGCUGUCACCUUUUCCUGCGGCGCAUGGAUGGCCAGAAGUUGGAUAUAUGCUUCGACAGGAAUUUUGGGGCCGUGGAUUGGGGUCUGAGUUUCUCAGUGCAUGGCUAA
Molecule: messenger RNA, 420 nt
Organism: Penicillium maclennaniae
Lineage: Eukaryota; Fungi; Ascomycota; Eurotiomycetes; Eurotiales; Aspergillaceae
Product: GNAT family N-acetyltransferase
Exons: 1
Coding region: 1-420 (139 amino acids)
Molecular function (GO): acyltransferase activity, transferring groups other than amino-acyl groups
Source: RefSeq, a predicted model, not a curated record